GAAAACAACAUGGAACCGAAGAAGCGUUAAAUGUUUAGUAAAAAUCAAGUAAGAGUGUAGAGUAAAGGGAGAAGCAUUACCACUCCCAAGAACGUUUUGUCUACUUCCGAGGAUGAAUUACAAAUAAAAAAGCCCAAAAAAUCAUCUUCCUUGGGUGAAAAAAUGGAUACUUUAAAAAAACUAGCAGAAAAAUUACAAUUGAAAGGAACUACAAAUAUGUCCGGUGACAAAAAUUCUGCUAAUCCAGUAAUUGUAGCUGGUUCCGAUAAUUCACCAAUACUUCGUGUCUCUCAAGUCACACCAAUCCAUUCGAACCAAAGAAAAAUUGAUAAUUUGUCUCAAGAAAAGGAUAUUGUUGAUGAUUUAAUAGCUGCAGCAAAUUUCGACAAUUCACAAAUGCUUCGCUACUCGGAAAGUGAAAAAUUAAAAUUAAAUGAGAAAAAAGCUGUUAAUUUGUCUAGAGAUGAGAAUUCUUCUGUUGUGGCUGACUUAUUAAUUACAUCCAGUACUGCCAAUGCAUCACUUUUUUCCGACUCUGGUAAAAAAUCUGACAAAUCAAAUAAAAAAAGUUUAGAUAAUACGUCGCAAGUAAGGAAUUCUGAUGGUUCUGAAGAAGUGUUUAAUAAUAAUUUGGGGAAAAACCCACUGUUUGAUUCCAACAUCUCUGAAACUAGCAACAGGAUCGAAACUUUUACCGAUAUCCCAAUCUUAAGCGUUCCUCUAGGAGCAUUUGCAGAGUAUGGUGAAAUUUCUAAACAUCUGCAGGUUCUGGAAGCGAGAGUGGAUGAAAUUCAUCAAAAAAACGAAGAGAUUUUUAAUCAAAAUAAUGAAAUCCUUCAACUAUUAAGGUCACGUUUCAGUACUGAACAACUGGCUAAUAAAUUAUAUCAGCACUUAGAAGGUUUUCCUCUUAGCACUGUAGAGCAGUUCUCUAAUUUGGAAAAACAAGCAAAUAAACAUGAACGACAAAAAGUUCAUGACCAUUUAAUACGAUUAGGUGGUACAAGUUUAAAAGAAUUCCUGAGUUGUGCACUUCGUCAAAUUAUGACCGACGAAUUGGUCUUAAAAUACACUUGGCAGAAGCAAAAAUGUACUGAAAAAUUUGGAGACACGAGGAUUUCUAAUAUUUUAUACCAAGCUGCUGUGAACUGCCCUUUAUUCUCUGGACCAGAUAGUAAGGCGGCGUUUAAAGAAGCUAUGCUGGGGGUAUUAAAAUCUACGAAGCAAAGGUGUCGUAACAAAUUAAAAAAAUUUCCGAAUCACGACUUUGAGAAAAGGGUCGAAAAAGCAAUUGAAGAUAUAAGUGCUAUAUUAGAACCAGAGGCUGGCGAUGGUGGUUCAGAAGCCGAUGCGGAAGAUGAGAAUGAAAGUGGAGAUGAAUCAUCCGAUAUUGAAGAAGACGAGAAUUUUAAUUAAUCAAAAUCAGUGAAACUGAUUUUUAGUGUUUCGUCUAACUCACGCUCUUAAUUAAGCAACCUUUUUAACUUUGUUGAUGUUUUAAGGGAUAAUUACGGUAAAUUUGAGGUUUUUUUCAAAGAUUUUUUUUUAAAGUACAAAAAAUUAUUUGUUACUUAAAUUUUUUUUUAAAUAAAAUAC
Messenger RNA from Leptopilina boulardi, 1596 nucleotides. RefSeq lists its product as uncharacterized. The transcript has 8 exons. Lineage: Eukaryota; Metazoa; Arthropoda; Insecta; Hymenoptera; Figitidae. The record is from RefSeq and is a predicted model, not a curated record. The coding region runs from base 163 to 1416 and encodes 417 amino acids.